ACGCGGCCUGACGGCCUCCCGAUCUCAACUCGCGAGGCACAAAGCCAAAGCCAAGCAAGCAAACAAACCACUCGCUCAGCCGAAAACUCGGCAGCAAAACGCAGAAGAGGCGCCAACCAAAUUGCCUCACGGUCAGGGGAGCUCUCUAGUCACGGGCGGGCACAAAGAUAAGUACCCGGUGCACAGGCCGGCAGGCCUCGCGAUGGCGGCUUCGGUGCCCAGGCCGCGGCGGCGCCUCCCCGUGCCUAUCCUCCUUCUCCACGUCCUGGCUCUGUGUCCGCCGCGAUGCGGGGCCGCCGGGCUGAGUUGGGCGCCGUUCCGGACCGGGGGCCUGCUGCCCCGGGGGCUCGCGUGGCCGCUCGCGAACACCGUCCACAGCGCCAUCGACCUCCUCCCGACAUUCGUCGCCUUCGCGGCGCCCGGUGGCCGCGCGGCCGCCUGGCGCGGCGCGUGCUUCGAGGAGAACGAGGCCGUCCUCAGCCUCACGCCUGGGCCGGCCGGACGCAACGGCACGGGUGCCGGUGCCGGCCUUGGCGGUGCCGUCCUACAACUCAAGACUGCUUCAGCUCAGAGCUGGACAUGCAUGGAUCUGUAUGUAUUCGCAACGCCUUACAGGAUAGGAUGGGAUUACUAUACUAGAGCACAUCAACACACCUUUGAGAUCAAAUCGUGGGAAGAAGCCGGAGAAAUGGAAUAUGUAAAGCAGCAUGGAAUCGCCAUCUUUCUCAUGCCGUCUGGAAUGCUUGGUACAUUGUUAUCUCUGAUCGAUGUCAUACCUCUGUUUUCGAACACUAUUUGGGGACAGGAUGCCAACUUGGCCUUCCUUCAGAAGCACAUGGGAGCUUCAUUUGAGAAGCGUUCUCAGCCUUGGUCUGCCAAUAUAAGGAAAGAGGAUGUACACUCUGGUGAUUUUCUGGCUCUUUCAAAGAUUCGAGGACGAUGGGGUGGGUUUCAGACAUUAGAGAAAUGGGUGACUGGUGCGUUUGCUGGCCAUACCGCGGUUUGCUUGAAAGAUGAGAACGGCACUCUCUGGGUUGCAGAAUCAGGCUAUGAAAACAAGAAGGGUGAAGAAGUCAUUGCUGUAGUUCCAUGGGAUGAAUGGUGGGGAAUGGCACUCAAAGAUGACUCAAAUCCUCAGGUAGCAUUUCUGCCAUUGCACCCUGACGUGCGAGCCAGGUUCAAUGAAAGUGCAGCAUGGGAAUUCGCCCUAAGCAUGUAUGGAAAGCCCUAUGGAUAUCAUAAUAUGAUAUUUAGUUGGAUUGAUACAAUGUCAGAAAAUUAUCCACCACCUCUUGAUGCUAACCUGAUAAUGGCUGUCAUGUCAAUGUGGACCAGAUUACAACCACAAUAUGCUUCUAACAUGUGGAAUGAAGCCCUUAACAAACGCCUUGGCACGGAGAAACUGGACCUCCAUGGGAUCAUCAGCGAGACCGAGAAACGGGGCAUGUCUUUCAACCAGCUGCUCACCGUACCGGAGCAAGACGAGUGGGAAUACAGCGAUGGCAAGUCGACGACUUGCGUCGCCUUCAUCCUCUCGAUGUACAAGGCGGCCGGGGUAUUCGCUCCCUUCACGGAGUCGAUCCAGGUCACUGAGUUCACCAUUCGGGACGCGUAUAUGCUGAGGAUCUUCGAGGACAACGCGACGAGGCUGCCGGGCUGGUGCAACGGCGAGGCGGACGGGCUCCCCUUCUGCCAGAUCCUUGGGGAGUACAAGAUGGAGCUCCCGGAGUACAACACGAUCGAGCCCUACGCCAACAUGAACGAGAACUGCCCGUCCUCGCCGCCCACCUACAAGAGGCCGGUGCGCUGUUGAUGAUGAUCCUCCAUUCGGCGUCGACGGAUCGAUGCUCAGAUGGUAUAGAUCCGUGUCACACGAUCUGUCUGCAACUCUACGUGCAAUUAACUAGGAGCGUUCAUGUUGCUGUAAAAAAAAAACUAGGAGCGUCCUGUAAUAUUAAUAGACACACUAUGCAUUUUACUUUACCCGAAUUCUAAUUUCGGCCGUUGAAAAAAAAUCAGCGCCUGCCACUCUGAAAUAAAAAUGUCUGUAAUUCUCGAACUAGUUCGA
Molecule: messenger RNA, 2068 nt
Organism: Brachypodium distachyon (stiff brome)
Lineage: Eukaryota; Viridiplantae; Streptophyta; Magnoliopsida; Poales; Poaceae
Exons: 7
Coding region: 203-1813 (536 amino acids)
Source: RefSeq, a predicted model, not a curated record